AUGGAUCGUCUAAUUCUUCAACUCAAGGAUAUGAAGGUCCCAGGGCACAAUAUGAAGCGGAGGCACGAUGCUGUAAAAGAAGCCGUGACUGUCGCUUCUACCGCAGCCACCCAACGCCUAAAACUUCAAGAAUCCAGCUCUAGUGGCCUCGGCAUGCCACCAGAGCCUCACACCAUUCCUAUAAUUGACCUUACUGAUGAUGACGGAAAAGGCUCUCUUUGGUCGUUAGUCUUCACUAUCUUCCCGGAUAUAUGCCCAGAUUAUGUCGAGAAGAUGUACAAGAAACAAAAGAAGAAGAAGAGAUUGGAAACCAAUCCUGAUAGCAAUGUCUUGAUCCAUUCUAUUUUAGAAGCCGGAGCGUAUCCAACUAUACAGGAACGCAAACGCAGAAAAAUCAACAAUGACACAAACAAGAAACAGCCCCAUAUGUGGGGCAUCAACGAUGGAAUUAAAAGAGAUAGGCGUUAUUUUGAUUCUGCACGGGCUUUGCUGCAUAUUGACUAUCCACAUAUACCUGUGGAUUUCCUGAGAAAUGUGCUCUGUGCUAACGGCGUUUUGUUUGAUGCGUAUUUGGAGCUGGCUGACAUGGACACUGACUACGAUCGAACCGUUCCCCCACCAUAUGAACGUAUACCGGGUCAAAGAACGAAACGCGGUGAAAUUCCCCCUUUUGAGACGGUUCAUAUUUCAAGGGCACACAGAAAAAACUUAAUCUCCGAGUUUCAGGAUGCAAGAGCUGCACGGACUCAAAAAAAAGAAAAGAAGCGACAGGAGGCGGAAGCUGAAAGACUGGAAGAGGAAAAUACCGCUAUUCACGCCGCCACCGGCGGCCUCAUAGAGUGCGGAUGUUGUUUCACAGAGACCGCAUUGAACCGUUUGGUCUGCUGCGCGGGUGCUGAGGCCCAUUUUUUCUGCGCCUCUUGCAUCAAAUCAAACGUGAAAACCCAGAUUGGAUACAUGCGAUAUGAAAUCGACUGCAUGGAUAUGAGUCAGUGCAAUGCAGGUUUUAGUCGCGCCACUCUCGCUGAAGUCCUCGACGAUUCGCUUCUGAAGAAACUUGAUGAACUACGCCAGCGGGAUGAUAUUGUAAAAGCUGGGCUUGAUGGCCUCGAGGAAUGCCCCUUUUGUGAAUUCAAGGCUAUAUACCCUCCCAUUGAGGAGAACCGCGAAUUUCGAUGUCUCAAUUCGAAUUGCGAGAGAGUUAGUUGCCGUUCCUGCAAGUCUGUAAGCCAUAUUCCGAAAACUUGUGAGGAAACGCGAAAAGAAGCCCACAACUCUGCACUCCAUCAAAUUGAGGAGGCGAUGAGCGAGGCGGUGAUUCGCAAUUGUCCCAACCCCAAAUGCAAUACGCCUAUCAUCAAAGACGACGGUUGCAAUAAGAUGUACUGCACUAAAUGCGGAUCGAUCAUGUGUUAUAUCUGCAAACAGGAUAUUACCAAAAUUGGUUACGACCAUUUCCAGAAUCCCAAAAAUUCGUGUCCGCUGCACGAUCAUGACAUUGAUAGUCGUCACUACCAGGAGGCAUCCCGCGCCAAAAAGACUGCAACGAAGCAGGCACUGAAGUCAAAUCCAAACUUGAGGGCUGCUGAUAUUAAAGUAGAGUUGCCCGAUAAAGCACCUCUAACCUCGCAUUAUCUUAGAGGCCCUCGCAGGUAUCAAGCUAUGCCUGUUAUACCAAAUGACCCACAACUCCACAACAAUUACGAUAGCCCAGAAGCGCGAUUUCAGCUAGAUUUACCUGAGCCGCCGGCUUUACUUAUUCCUCGCCUACCAGCCCUUCAGCCUAACAUCGUGGUGCAACCCAACAAUAAUAUUUUAACCGCUCCGCGAGGAAUACAGCAUCAACUGCCACUGCAACUGCUGGAAGCGCAAAAUUUACAUCGCCACUUGAUUGCAGCCCCUAUCCCACCUCUUCACCCUACCCCCCCUGCGUUUCCUGAAAUAAAUUCUGGCCCUGUUCCAGUCUUCAAUCCAAAUUACGCAAUUCACCCCCCUCAAGCGUUCUUGCAACAAGGUGUUCCGCAUCUUUAUCACAAUGCAUAUCCACUUCAAAGUCAUCCGCCUAACCAUAGGCAGCCGACAUACGAACCUGCCAUGAAUUUUCAUAACCAGGAUUAUUAG
Messenger RNA from Ophidiomyces ophidiicola, 2121 nucleotides. RefSeq lists its product as uncharacterized. The transcript is spliced from 3 exons. Gene Ontology annotation, molecular function: zinc ion binding. Bases 1 to 2121 code for a protein of 706 amino acids. The record is from RefSeq and is a predicted model, not a curated record. Lineage: Eukaryota; Fungi; Ascomycota; Eurotiomycetes; Onygenales; Onygenaceae.